Halteromyces radiatus is the source of this 582-nucleotide messenger RNA. RefSeq lists its product as uncharacterized. The transcript has 4 exons. NCBI's taxonomy places the organism in Eukaryota, Fungi, Mucoromycota, Mucoromycetes, Mucorales, Cunninghamellaceae. The record is from RefSeq and is a predicted model, not a curated record. Bases 1 to 582 code for a protein of 193 amino acids.
AUGUUUGUUGGAUCUUCUUUUGUUACUUUCUUGAUCAUCAUUUUCUCUGUCAAUAUAAUUCAAGCUACAAAUCAUCGGCGUCAGAAUUGUCCUCCUGUGAUAACGGAGGAUCUUCAUCCUUAUGGUAUCAAUAUCCCUAGAACUAAUCCAGAUUAUUGUGUUGGAUUUGAAAUCACUUAUCCUACUGAACCUGGUCUGUCGUAUCAAAGUGGCUCUAUGGCUAGGAUUGCUUGGAAAGUGGAUAAAUCUAAAAUGAAGAUCCCUCCUGACUCUAUUACUCGUAUUCGUGUCUUAAAUAAUGGUCAACUUGCUGAAAGUAUUCCUGGUGAAAAUAUGACUAUCUAUUCAUUAAAUGAUCAUAGUGGUGAAGCAACUUUUCCUUUAGAAAUCUAUGAUGAAUCAGCUCAGUAUCAUUAUAGAGUGAUGGUGAAUUAUCCCGGAACAACAGUCCAUUGUAUUUUUGAAUCUGUUUCUUUUAACAUCACUCCAACAACUUUUCUUAGGUAUAGUAAUCUUGGUACAGCUCCUCCUUCUUUUGCCAUUCCUCAAUGGAUAGGUAAUAAAAAUGUUCUGUCAAAAUGA